This is a messenger RNA of Ipomoea triloba (trilobed morning glory), 588 nucleotides long. Its product is annotated as protein RADIALIS-like 4. Lineage: Eukaryota; Viridiplantae; Streptophyta; Magnoliopsida; Solanales; Convolvulaceae. The transcript is spliced from 2 exons. The coding region runs from base 58 to 348 and encodes 96 amino acids. Gene Ontology annotation, molecular function: DNA-binding transcription factor activity. The record is from RefSeq and is a predicted model, not a curated record.
UCUAAUUAACUUCCCAGGCCACCACUGUACUUUCAUCUCUUUCUUGAAUUGCUUGAAAUGGCGUCCAGUUCAGCGUGGACAGCCAAGCAAAACAAGCGGUUCGAGAAUGCGUUGGCUGUGUACGACAAGGACACGCCGGACCGGUGGCGCAACCUGGCCAGGGCCGUCGGCGGCAAGACGGAGGAGGAAGUGAAGCGCCACUAUGAGAUGCUUGUGGAAGAUAUCAACCACAUUGAGUCCGGGAAAGUCCCCUUGCCCAAAUACGAAGCCUAUGCCGCCCAGGGCUCCUCCUCGUCCUAUGCACUCAUGCAGCAGGAGAAGAAGCUGCAAUAUAUGAAGCUUCAGUAGAGGGCGUUAAUGGCGGCCGGAGGGAAGCACAAGCAGUUCCGAUCCAGGACGAAGGAUCAACUCGAUAUAUAGGCAUUAUUAUUAUUAUUAUUAUUAUUAUUAUUAUUAUUAUUAUUAUUAUAUAAACAAAAUAAAAAUGACACCAGAAGAUUGUGCUAAGCUAGCUUCUUAUUUUUGCUUCCUUAAAAUUCUCGAAGUAGAUUAUAUUAUUAAUUAAUUAGCAAUGUACCAUGAACUUCA